This is a messenger RNA of Diabrotica balteata, 1536 nucleotides long. Lineage: Eukaryota; Metazoa; Arthropoda; Insecta; Coleoptera; Chrysomelidae. The record is from the annotation of a GenBank genome assembly.
UUAUUUCUUUUAUAGUUGCCGUUAUUGGAGACAACCAAAUCGUCUUCCAAAGUUAAUUUGAAUCAUCACCAGAGCAAAACAGUAACCACACCGAUGUCUCCCUUGGUGGAUGCCUUUCCGGCCAUCAAUAACAAUUCCACGCGGAGCUCGCACGAACUGAGCAAUAACAAUAAGGAGGAAAAUGGUUUUCCUAUGACGCCUUCAGAUGCACUACGUGUUUAUGGAAAUCGACUGUCUGACUACGAAAAGACUGAGAUAGAAAAAUAUUCAAAAAUCUGGUACCUGGGACUAACUGCAUGUAAGAUACAUGGAGAACAUGGAGGUAGCCAAAAUGGAGGAUUUGACGAUGAUAGUGGAAGUUAUAAUAAAGUUUUGCACGAUCACAUCGGCUUCCGUUAUGAAAUUCUCGAAGUCAUUGGUAAAGGCAGCUUCGGGCAAGUCAUAAGGGCGCUGGAUCACAUGACUAACAAGCACGUCGCUAUUAAAAUAAUACGGAACAAGAAGAGAUUCCACCAUCAAGCAUUGGUAGAGGUCAGGAUACUGGAUCAUCUUAGAAAAAAGGACAAAGAAUGUAACCACAACGUUAUCCACAUGUUGGAGUAUUUUUAUUUUAGGAACCACUUGUGUAUCAGCUUCGAAUUGCUCAGCCUUAAUCUAUACGAACUAAUAAAAAAGAACAACUACCAGGGAUUUAGUCUGAAUUUAAUCAGGAGGUUCGCCAACUCACUCCUUAAAUGCCUCAGGUUGCUACAGAAGGAGAAUAUCAUUCAUUGCGAUCUCAAACCGGAAAACGUUUUGUUGAAACAACGAGGCAGCAGUUCGAUCAAAGUUAUAGACUUCGGAAGUUCCUGUUAUUCCAACCAGAGGGUGUACACUUACAUUCAGUCGAGGUUCUAUAGAUCUCCGGAAGUUAUACUGGGACUAACUUACGGUACUGCCAUUGAUAUGUGGAGUUUGGGCUGUAUUUUGGCAGAGCUGUACACAGGUUAUCCUCUAUUUCCUGGAGAAAAUGAAGUGGAACAGCUCGCUUGCCUAAUGGAAGUUUUGGGACCACCUCCCGAUGAACUCAUUAAUAUAGCAACCAGAAGAAGACUAUUUUUUGAUUCACGUGGAAACCCCCGUUGUAUAACCAACUCCAAAGGGAGGAAACGGAAACCGGGCUCGAAAAACUUGGCAAUGGUUUUGCGGUGUAACGAUCCUAUGUUCAUCGAUUUCAUAUCUAAGUGUCUAGAUUGGAAUCCAAAAAAGCGCUUGGCUCCUGACGAAGCAUUGCGCCAUCCAUGGAUUACCGCAGGUUCGCAUUCAUCAAAGUCCGGGGAACUUCGACACAGUCAUUCGGAAAUAAACGUAUCCCACGACAGCCAUUCAUCGAGCAGCACUUCCGGUAGCAGUCACUCGAGGGGCCACUACAAAAGCAUUGUACAAAAAGGUGAUAAAGUCAAGGCCAAAAUAGUAGAGACUAGAUUGCACGACAGUAUCACCAAGUUAGACUCAAACCUAAACGACUCUGGAACCUUUCUUCCGCCUAUACUUUAG